AUGCGCGUUGUCCACAAGCCUAACAUACCCCAGAAAGGGAUGAACACACUGAAGAAGUUUGUGACAAGGAACAUUCGCUUAGUGCUUAUUUUGAAGUAUUUCUGGAUAUACCAGAAUCCGAAGGUCGAGAUGGUCGAGGUUACUGCUUGGACGAUUCCAAGAUAUGUUAGUUGGAGGAACGAAAAGGAUACCUCAUUGUUCUGGAUUAUGCUGACGAGUGUUCCUGUUACUAGGAACCGUACCAGUCGUGUUCAGUCCAUCGGCCAGCAAAAAGUAAGCAAGAAAGUAAAGAAACGUCUGUGGCAGUGA
Molecule: messenger RNA, 309 nt
Organism: Aspergillus oryzae RIB40
Lineage: Eukaryota; Fungi; Ascomycota; Eurotiomycetes; Eurotiales; Aspergillaceae
Exons: 2
Coding region: 1-309 (102 amino acids)
Source: RefSeq, a predicted model, not a curated record